Messenger RNA from Plutella xylostella (diamondback moth), 2495 nucleotides. Lineage: Eukaryota; Metazoa; Arthropoda; Insecta; Lepidoptera; Plutellidae. The record is from RefSeq and is a predicted model, not a curated record.
UCUAAAUAGUGUCACGUACGGUACUGCUUCUGCUCCCUACCUAGCUACUAAAUGUCUCUCUACAUUAGCAUCGAAUGCAUCUAACAUCACAGUAAAGAAUUCAAUUUUGCGAGAUUUUUAUGUUGAUGAUUAUUUAAGUGGUGGAGCAACUAUAGAAGACGUAAUUAAACAAUCCCAAGAAGUUAUUUCGAUUCUAUCAUCGGCUAAAUUUAAUCUUAGAAAAUUUCAAUCAAAUAAUUUAGAAAUUUUGCAAGCAGUAGCUAAUAACGUAGAUCACAAUAAUAUGCUGCACCUUUCUGAAUCAAAAAUCAACAACGAGCCUUCAAGGACGCUGGGUCUGCAUUGGAUAUGCGAUUCAGAUGUCCUAGCUUUUACAAUUAACAUCGAAAACAAAGAAAAGGUUACAAAACGUAAUAUACUUUCAGCUAUAAGUCAAAUCUUUGAUCCACUGGGCCUAGUGACCCCAGCAAUAGUAGAAGCUAAAUUAUUAAUACAAUGUUUGUGGAAGGCAAGACUAAAUUGGGACACAGACGUUCCAAACAAUAUAAAAUCACUCUGGAUACAGUUUUACAGUAAAAUAUGUAAUUUAAAUCAAAUUAAAAUACCUAGGUGGUUUUUAAGCGUAAAUUAUGAGAAAGUCGAACUACACAUUUUUUCAGAUGCCUCUGAAAAGGCCUACGGUGCCUGUGCCUAUGCUCGAUCUAUCGGACAAGAUGGCUCUAUCCAUGUUCAACUUAUAACGUCAAAAAAUAGAGUUGCCCCAAUAAAACCGUCAACUAUACCUCGUUUAGAAUUAAGUGGGGCUCUUUUAGGUGCAAGACUGUGUACUAAAAUAUUAAACUCUAUAACCAUACCGGUUGAUUGCAGAUAUUGGUGCGAUUCAACUAUUGUUUUAUGUUGGCUCGCUAUGCCCACUCAUCGACUCAAACCUUUCGUUCGCAAUCGUGUGAACGAGAUCAAUGAAUCCACCGCUGGAUGCCCGUGGAGCUAUGUGCCGUCACUCGAAAAUCCUGCAGAUCUCGUUUCGCGAGGGGUGAAGGCUGAUCUUAUCAGCUCUUCGGCGCUGUGGUGGUCCGGUCCAUCAUUUCUACACAAAGAUGAAAGUUUAUGGCCUAAAAUGCCAAUCUCUAAUGAGAAACGAGAUCUGCCGGAGGUAGUAUGUCAUCAUAUUUCACAAAUUGCAGAACAAGAUUCUACUGAAAAUUGCAUUUCCAAAAGCAUUCACAAACACUCUAAUCUUACACGUUCAGUACACAUUUUGGCUUACGUUAGUAGAUUUAUAUCUAAUUGUAAAUUAAAAAACACACAAGAUCGCGUCAUUGGCAAUUUAACGCAAGAGGAAAUCCAAUCCUCAUUAAAUAUUAUUAUUAAACAAAGCCAAUCAGAAAUGUUUCCUGAGGAACAAGCUCUGUUAAUGGCAGGUAAAGUCUUACCGUUUAAAAAUAGACUAUUAUCAUUAUCUCCAUUCCUUGAUGCAAAUAAUAUCAUUAGAAUUGGAGGUCGAUUAACUAAUUCACCAUACAGUUAUGAUCAAAAGCACCCCAUUUUACUUUGUAGUAAACAUUACUUUACAAAACUCAUAUUUCGAACACAACAUACAAAGCUUUUGCAUGUAGGUCCACUUUCUUUACUUGCUAGCAUUCGCCAAACAUACUGGCCACUAGGGGGCAGGAAUCUCGCAAGAUCUACUGCGAGUAAGUGCGUUACCUGCUUUAGGAACAAACGUAAGAGUGUUCAACCCAUGAUGGGUCAAUUACCUGAAUCUAGAACUGAACUCGAAUAUCCAUUCCUUAAUUGCUCUGUGGACUACGCAGGACCAGUUCUGAUAGCUGAUAAAAAGGGUCGAGGUUGUAAGCUGAUCAAGUCCUACAUAUGCAUUUUUGUUUGUUUAGCAGUUAAGGCAGUUCAUUUGGAGCUUGUUACAGAUCUGACUAAGGAAGCUUACAGAGCAGCAUUAUUACGCUUCUUUAGCCGUCGCGGUAAAUGCCGGUCUAUCACAUCAGAUAAUGCAACAACAUUCGUCGGGGCUUGUAACGAGCUGCAUAAGCUGGUCACUGAAUCCUCCAUAGGUACUGAGUUGGCCGAUGAAGAAAACCAAGUGGCAUUCCGGCAGCAAUGACCUAAAGGAGAACUCGCUCGUCCUGAUCAAAGACAAGAUGUCACCACCAUUGCUCUGGUCUCUUGGCAGAAUACUCAAGGUCUACCCCGGAGUCGACGGUAUCAACCGAGUGGCUGAAAUUAAGACCAAAAAGGGAACCAUAAGAAGAGGUUGGAAUAACAUCUGCCUCCUGCCCUUGGAAGACAAUCUUUGAAGCUCACUUCAACGCCGGGAGCCUGUCUGCGCAUGCGCGGGCGAGGGGCCUGCGCCGGCGCGGCGCGCCGGGUGGCGGGGGUCACCGGCCGCCGCCAUUACUCGCUAAACUACACACAGUGAAACAUACGUCAUUCCGCAUCUUCGUUAUUUGCUCUUUAAAUAAACCGCUACCUGAAGAAUA